This is a messenger RNA of Pleurotus ostreatus (oyster mushroom), 1416 nucleotides long. RefSeq lists its product as uncharacterized. Gene Ontology annotation, biological process: L-ornithine biosynthetic process; L-arginine biosynthetic process. Lineage: Eukaryota; Fungi; Basidiomycota; Agaricomycetes; Agaricales; Pleurotaceae. The transcript is spliced from 4 exons. The record is from RefSeq and is a predicted model, not a curated record. The coding region runs from base 1 to 1416 and encodes 471 amino acids. Gene Ontology annotation, molecular function: L-glutamate N-acetyltransferase activity, acting on acetyl-L-ornithine as donor; L-glutamate N-acetyltransferase activity, acting on acetyl-CoA as donor. Gene Ontology annotation, cellular component: mitochondrial matrix.
AUGUCGCGCAACGCCAUCCACGCGUUUACCAAGCGUUUCCUUUCGACUCCAACCCCGACCACCACAAUAACCGUGAAAUCGACGCCAUCUAAAGCUCAUCACCAUGUGGAACUACCCUCGUCAUCGUUCCCGAAAGGAUAUUUGCUCACAGGUGUCCAUUGUGGUAUCAAAAAGAACCCCAGUGUCAUGGACUUGGGUAUUAUCAUCUCAACGUCAGAGAAACCGACAUCUGCUGCAGCUUGUUUCACUCGGAACGCAUUCAAAGCAGCCCCGGUCAUUGUCUCCGAUGAUAUUCUAAAACAAAAUGCUGGGAGGGCAAGUGCAAUCGUGGUCAACAGUGGGUGCGCGAAUGCAGUAACUGGGAAGCAGGGUAUGGAGGACGCAUGGACGAUGGUGCGCGAAACCGACGCCUUGCUACCAGCCGGUGCCAACCAGAACAACCAAACUCUCGUUAUGUCAACCGGUGUCAUAGGUCAAUCCCUUCCCAUUUCGAAAAUUGUGGCCGGUAUCCGCUCGCAGUUGAGCACAGCGGGUACUCGGUCUUUGGGCUCGGACUUUUCAGCUUGGGAACGAGCAGCGAAGGCGUUCAUGACGACUGACACAUUCCCGAAACUGCGUUCGCGUGUCUUCACGAUGAAAGGGAAGGAGUUUCGGAUUGCUGGCAUGGACAAAGGCGCCGGAAUGAUCCACCCCAACAUGGGACCAGCUUCCACUCAACUUCACGCAACUCUCCUGGGGUGUAUCCUCACCGAUGCUGCUGUUUCGCCAAGGAGUCUCCAAAGCGCCUUGACCUAUGCCGUCGACCGAAGUUUCAACUCCAUCAGUGUCGAUGGGGAAAUGUCUACCAACGAUACUAUCAUUGUGUUAGCCAAUGGAGCCGCUGCUGCAGAUGCAAAGGAGAUCGACGAGCAGACCGACAAAGAAGCCUACGAAGUCUUUAAAAACGAGCUGACAGAAUUUGCUAUAGACUUGGCUAAACUUGUGGUCAGGGAUGGAGAGGGUGCCACGAAGUUUGUUACUGUUACUGUCAAGGGUGCCAAUGCUUAUACCGACGCUCACCGAGUCGCGUCUCGUAUAUCAACUUCAGCGUUAGUAAAGACGGCUCUUUACGGUGAAGACGCUAACUGGGGACGGAUAUUGUCUGCUACCGGCUCGGUGCCCUUGUCACCUGCAACGGUCUUAGACCCCACCAAAGUCAGUGUCUCUUUCGUUCCUGCCGACGGGAGCAGUCCCCUGCCUGUCCUUGUGGACGGGGAACCUGAAAAGGUCGACGAAGACCGAGCGAAAGAGAUUUUAAGCAACGAAGAAUUUGAGGUUGUUGUCGAUCUUGGUACUGGCGGUAACGAAACCGCAAGGUAUUGGACUUGCGACUUCAGCUACGAAUACGUACAAAUUAAUGGGGACUAUCGCAGCUGA